This is a messenger RNA of Mobula hypostoma (lesser devil ray), 1173 nucleotides long. It is a transcript of the gene psmb1, whose product is annotated as proteasome 20S subunit beta 1. The transcript is spliced from 6 exons. The record is from RefSeq and is a predicted model, not a curated record. The coding region runs from base 99 to 806 and encodes 235 amino acids. NCBI's taxonomy places the organism in Eukaryota, Metazoa, Chordata, Chondrichthyes, Myliobatiformes, Myliobatidae. Gene Ontology annotation, cellular component: proteasome core complex.
GUUGGGUGUGACACCGAAGCCGCCAUAUUGACAGUGAGACAGCAGCCGGGUAGUGGCGGUUCCCUGAUUCCUGAUAGAAAGUUCGGCUGGAGAGGGAAAUGCUGCAAACAUACGGCUACAUGAGGGGUCGGGAGGAGUAUGAGUACUCGGGGCCAACACAGCACCGCUUCUCGCCCUAUACCUUCAACGGAGGAACUGUGCUGGCCUUAGCUGGGGAAGACUUUUCCAUUGUUGCUUCAGAUACACGACUGAGUGAGGGUUAUUCCAUUCACAGCCGAGACUCAUCCAAGUGCUACAAAUUGACAGACCAAACUGUGAUUGGAUGCACUGGAUUCCAUGGAGACUGUCUUACGCUGACAAAAAUCAUUGAUGCAAGAUUAAAGAUGUACAAACAUUCGAAUAAUAAGACCAUGACGAGUGGAGCAAUAGCAGCAAUGCUUUCCACCAUUCUGUACUCUCGACGGUUUUUCCCCUAUUAUGUUUACAAUAUCAUUGGAGGCCUUGAUGAAGAAGGGAAAGGUGCAGUGUACAGCUUUGAUCCUGUGGGAUCCUAUCAACGAGAUGCUUACAAAGCUGGAGGCUCAGCCAGUGCCAUGCUGCAACCGCUUCUGGAUAACCAGAUUGGGUUUAAGAAUAUGGAGUCAGUAGAACAUCUCCCCCUCACCCUGGAAAAAGCAACACAGCUAGUUAAAGAUGUUUUCAUCUCUGCAGCUGAGAGAGAUGUUUAUACUGGUGACUGUCUAAAGAUAUGUUUUAUUACGAAAGACGGAAUCAGAGAGGAGUCGCUGCCUCUUCGGAAAGAUUAACACCGAAAGCUUUUGCUGUUCAGAAUACUAUUACUGCUGAUUUUAGUCAUUUUUGUUCCAUGCCAUUAAUGCUUCUGAGUAAACUGGCACCAGCUGUUCCUUUUGUAUGUAUUGAUUAUAUUAUGACAUAAAAUGUUACCCUGUAAACUUUUAAUGCAGUUUUUCCAAUCUUUCUCAGAAACAAAUUUCAAAGGCUGGUAAUUAUGAAAGCACUUUAGCCACAGAUGGGUUUGAAUUUUCCUGCAGAAAUUUACCUUAUUUUGCCUGUAUUUUUCCAAGUUCCUGAUCUCUUUUAUUGAAGAAAUUAUGAAAUCAUCCUUAUAAGAUUAUUGUUGGACUCAAAAGAAUUAAAUGGGGUGUACAGAAA